Messenger RNA from Dicentrarchus labrax (European seabass), 9674 nucleotides. It is a transcript of the gene amot, whose product is annotated as angiomotin. Gene Ontology annotation, cellular component: plasma membrane; lamellipodium; bicellular tight junction. Lineage: Eukaryota; Metazoa; Chordata; Actinopteri; Moronidae. The transcript is spliced from 14 exons. Gene Ontology annotation, biological process: actin cytoskeleton organization; regulation of cell migration; hippo signaling. Gene Ontology annotation, molecular function: signaling receptor activity. Bases 568 to 3789 code for a protein of 1073 amino acids. The record is from RefSeq and is a predicted model, not a curated record.
ACUGCAGACCAGGCCGGGGGGGGACAACGACUUCCUGCCACUUCUCCUGUACCGCUUCUUUUUUUACGGUUAAACAUGAAGUUUACGGGGAAAGACGAAGACUUUAUGGCCGCGAACAAGCUCCUACUCCAGGGGAUAGGAUUCAAACCGACGGCAAGAAUCACGGUUGACCGGCGGCAGCCAGUUUUCUUACUGUAGAGAGAUUUUCUGGAGCCGUUUCAAGUCCGCGGGGAAGGAGAGGAAUAACAGAAAGUUGAAGGACUGGGAGAGUAAACGGAAGAAGCUUCAUAAGAAGAGUGUUUGGGUCUCAGUGACGCCAAUCAGCGCCUCUCUUCUUGGAGCCCCUUGAGGACCUGCUGAGCCUGCAGGACAGCCAGAACCAGGAGUUUAACCACCUGCCACUACCACGCUAUCACCACCUCCACCCACAACUGUACUAUCAGCACCAUCCUGCUCACCCUCACCAAGCCCUGUCCGGGACUCCCACUGGGCCUGCUGCAGCAUUGCAACAUGAGCAGCUGUUGCCACUAAUGCCCCCAGGAGAGCGUAGUGAGAAUAGCCAUACAGAUGUUUCGGAAAAAAGCAUCUUCCUCCUUGAGAAUGAGAAGAAUAACAGAAAGCGCUAGAUGGGGUAUUGACCGUGGACGGAGCUUGUCUUUCCAUGAGGUGCGUGGUCAACGUGAGGCAGAGAUGAGGGCCGCAGUUGAGGAGUCGUCCAACAGCAGCAACAGUGUAGGAGGUGGCGGCAGCACUGUCCUGCAGCGCCUCCUGCAGGAGCAAAUGAAUCGGAAUUACGUGCUGCAACAGCAGCAACAACAACAACAACAACAACAACAACAACAACAACAACAACAACAAGGAGGAGGAGUAGCAGGAGGGGGAGGUGGAGGAGGUUACUCAGGACAGGGACAGGUAGGCCCUUCUGAUGAUCACUCCAUGACCCCCCACAAUGCCCGUCAGGAGCCCCAGGGACAGGAGCUGCAAACCGACAAUGGCCUGGAGAAGCUGGGCUCCAACAGAGUAGGAGGAGGGGGUGGGAGCAGUGGAGGUGGAGGAGGUUUAGUGUCUGGAGGAGGAGCAGGAGGCAGCAGUGGAGUAGGUGGGAGUGGCCAAGGGCAGUGCCUGAACCCAGAGGACCUCCCUUCAUACGAAGAGGCCAAAGUGCAGUCCCAAUAUUUCCGUGGCCAUGGUCCUCCUCAGCCUCAGCAGCAGAACAACCAGCCCCAGCAGCCUUCUCUCCCUGCCUCAGUGGGUGCCGCCUUCUACGUCACUGGGGUGACCAGUGCCAAAGUGCGCACUGAGGGUCGUCCCACGGUGCAGCGAGUGAGCGGUGCAGGGAAGGUGCACCAGGACGAUGGAUUGAAGGAUCUGAAGCAAGGACAUGUUCGGUCUCUCAGCGAACGACUUAUGCAGCUUUCCCUGGCCACCAGUGGCGUGAAGGCCCAUGCUCCCGUCACAAGUGCCCCGCUGUCCCCCUUGCUGCCUCCGCCAGGGCCUCCGGGAGACUACUACAAACCGCAGCAUCGUGGCCCACCUCCAGACUACCCCUUCAAAGGAAUGGGCUCGCUAACAAAGCAGCAGGAGCCUGGAAGCCAUUUUUACCAGGAGCAGAGAGUGAGGGAGCACUCGAGGGAGGUGCCCCACGUCCGAUACCAGCCGCCACCUGAAUAUGGCUCCUUCAGGUCCAGUAAGGAGGGUUCAGUUCACUCCCAGAGGCCCCUUCACCAGCACAGUCCAACAUCCUCCGUCACCUCUGUGGGCUCCUUGUCCCGCACCCAGUCUUCCAUUCUCAGCAGCAUGCUGAGCGGCUCCCAUUCCUCCCAUCCCUCCUUCCCUCACCUGCACCCCCAGAGCCAGGGAGAGCCCUACCCCAGCAUGGGGUCCCGCAGUCCUCAAGGUCCCGGGUCCCACCAAGCAGGCGAGCCCUUCACUCCAGGGCCCAUUCACCAGCCAAGAGGUCAUGGUUUCCCUCAUGACCCAUAUGGCUCCACCCCAAGGAUGCACCAUUAUCAGCAGCAGCACCAUCAGCAGUAUCAACAGCAACAACAACACCAGCAGCAGCAGCAGCAGCAGCAGCAGCAACAACAGCAACAGCAGUUCCAAGGACCUCCACAUCCCCAGCCCCAGCCGCCAGUCCAGGCUGGACAUUUCCCCCACCCACACUCCUUCUCCCACAUGCAAGGGGAACCCUUUGCUAUGAUGGCACGUGCCCACCAGAUGGUGGACAUGCUGACCGAGGAGAACAGGAUGCUGAGGCAGGAGAUGGAGGCCUGUCGCGAGAAAGUCACCAAGCUGCACAAGUUGGAAACAGAGAUCCAGCUGGUGUCAGAGGCCUAUGAAAACCUUGCCAAGUCCUCCUCCAAGAGGGAAGCCCUGGAGAAAACCAUGAGAAACAAGCUGGAGCUCGAGGUGCGCCGACUGCACGACUUCAACAGGGACCUUCGAGAGCGCAUGGAGACGGCCAACAAGCAGCUCGCUGCUAAAGAGUGUGACGGCUCUGAGGACAACCGCAAAACCAUCUCCCAGCUGCUUACACAGAACAAAGAGGCUCUGCGUGAGAAGGAGAAGCUGGAGAUGGAGUUGAACGCACUGCGCUCCACCACGGAAGACCAGAGAAGACACAUAGAGAUCCGAGACCAGGCUCUCAACAACGCCCAGGCCAAGGUGGUCAAGCUGGAGGAGGAGCUGAAAAAGAAGCAGGUUUACGUGGAGAAGGUGGAGAAGAUGCAACAAGCUCUGGCGCAGCUCCAGGCAGCCUGUGAGAAGAGAGAACAACUUGAGCAUCGACUCCGUACAAGACUGGAGAGAGAGCUGGAGUCUCUCCGCAUGCAGCAGCGUCAGGGAGGCUCUCAAAGCAGUGGUGUUGCCCCGUCAGAGUACAACGCCACAGCACUCAUGGAGCAUCUGAGGGAGAAGGAGGAACGGAUCCUGGCUCUGGAGGCCGAUAUGACCAAGUGGGAGCAGAAGUACUUAGAGGAGAGUGUGAUGAGGCAGUUUGCCCUGGACGCUGCUGCCUCUGUCGCCACUCAGAGGGACACAUCUGCAGCGGUAAUAAGCCAUUCUCCCAGCAGCAGCUAUGACACGUCGGUGGAGGCACGAAUCCAGAAGGAAGAAGAGGAGAUUCUCAUGGCCAAUCGGCGCUGUCUGGACAUGGAGAGCAGGAUAAAGAAUCUCCAUGCACAGAUCAUAGAGAAGGACGCUAUGAUCAAGGUGCUUCACCAGCGGUCCAGGAAAGAGCCCAUCAAGUCGGAUGCUCCAUCUGCCAUGAGGCCCUCCAAGUCCCUGAUGUCCAUCUCGAACACUGGCUCCAGUGGUUCAGGACUGCUCUCUCACAGCCUGGGACUCAGUAGCUCGCCCAUCACUGAAGAACGCAAAGACACCAGCUGGAAGGGCAGCCUGGGAGUUCUGCUGGGUCCUGAGUUUCGUACAGAGUCUCUCAGGACAGAGUCAAUCUCAUCAUCUCCCUCCCCAGUGCUUCCCUCCACCCCAAUGACCACAGGACACUCAAAGACUGGCAGCAGGGACAGCUGCACACAGACCGACAAGGGCCAGAAUCAAGACACCAGCAAGCCCAGCACUCCAGCCCUGCAGAGCAUGACGCUGCCCGCCCGCCUAUCCAACCCCAGCCCCAUCUACAUCCCUGACCGCUUAGCAGAUGUGCCAGUGUUUCACAGCAGCACCUUGGAGCGGAGGCUACCCGUCCAGUCCCACCCGCAGCAACAGGCCCCUCCUCCAGCCCCACCCACCCAACAGGAAGUGGACAACGACAUGGUGGAGAUCCUCAUCUGACCCCAUCAGCACCCCCAAAAGAAAUCAUCCAAACGUAUAAUUAGAUGGCAGCUCGAUCAGACAAAUACAGGCCUGUACAUCAUCCCGGCUCAUCCUCCAGACCUGCCUGUCUGUGUUUGACUGACCCACACCAAGAGACAUUUUCUUAUGUUUACACAUUUCCUUCAUUCCUUCACCUGAUUAUUGUUUAUCAUCAUCUUAAGAAAACUGCAAAUUCAGAAGCAAGAAGGGUAAUUGUGAUGCCCCUUCUUGUCUCGUCUCUUUUGAAGUUUUCCUAAAUGAUGAUAUUAAUAUGAAAUGGUGACUGGAACUUGAAAAUGUAAAAAUUCACAGCUUCAUAUUUAUUUUUCUGAUGCCACUUUGUAAAAUGCCUUUGGUGCAUUCUUGUUCACAGUUGGGGCGACUGAUGUUUGAAGUUUAUUGGAAGUUAACGAGAGGUUAGACAAACCCUAUUUAAAUAACCAAUUCAGUCAAGCUGUUGGCUAUGAAAAUUGACACGGUUAACAGGAAAAGGAGUGAGCAAAGCUGAAAGCCAAAAUUGAACAUAGAGAGCAUACUACACUUCCACAAAUGUAUUUUGAACUUUUCGAUUUAAGGUGAAGGAUUUCUUUUCUUGUUGCCCCCUUGACUCACUGGGGUAGGGGACUAAGGCUUUGUUUAAAUGCACUAGUUUUUGACCUGGGGGGGAUUAGUGUCAUUGUUACUGUGUCUACAGACUAAUAGUGACCACAUUACUAACUGCAGCACCGAUGGCAUUUCAGCACAUUUGGGAAUGUCAGCAAAAGCUUAGCAUGUAGCAUGAUUGAUGAUGAAUGAUGGAAAAUGUUCCCUUGCUAGCUUGUUACUUGUUCUCUGUUAACUUUCCUGUGCUGUGUUGUGGCUGGUUAGCUCCAUUGGACCAAAUGUAUUGGCUACCUUUUUAUUGCAUUUAUUGCACUACUUAUUAUUAUUUUAUUUUUUUUACUACUUUAAGACAUCUGACAUUAGGUAUUGUAUUUAUGUGUAAUUUUAGUUUUUACCGUAGUUAGACAUGGCACUUGGGUAAUCAGAAAUGAUGUAAACUACAAAACUUUCUUAACUGGGUAUUUACAUUGUGUAUGUACUGUAAUGUCCUGUGUAACUGUGUGCCAUGGAGGGAUUUGCAAAAGUAACUGGCAUUUCAGUAGCCAUGUUUGGUACUGGCACACCAUCACAUGGGUAUAAGUACAUAUAGUGUUGGCAAUCUUUUGUGGCAUGUUGACUUCAGGCAUGAAACUGCUCAAUUUGAUGAGCUUUCCUCUUUUGUUAUCCAGUAUGGGCGGGAGUUUGUUACUGUGGCGCCAGCACUGAUCACUACUGCGCAGGCUCUGGCUCUGAGUGGCGAAAGACAGCAGCAGCCGUAUCCAGAUAUUUUGGCUUCAUUUUUGUACAGUGGGAGGAAGCGGAGACGUGACAUCCUUGUCUCAAUUUUUGCCCAAGGUUGGUCAACAUGCUCCUGAAUGUUCAUGUUUUUCGAGCGCUGCAAGAAGGAGUUAAAAGUAUCUUCCUGUGUCCACUAUGUGGCACCCACACCCACACCCAUGACUAUGACUAUAAAUAUUGGCAUGUGUUCAUGCCACGGACAGGCCAUUCAUCGAAAAUUCAAGCUUUUGAUAAAUUCACAUCGCAAACAUCUUAAGAUUGCAUGCAAUUACAAGUAGGUCAAGUUCUGUAAGAGGAGUUUUUAAGUAGAACCCGUUGAAAUGGCAAAAUGGGCUAAUAUUGCAAAUUAAAUGCAAAAUGGCCAACUUCCUGUUGGGUUGAGGGUAUGGCUUUAAGAUGGGGUUAUUUAAGUCUGGCCAUGACACGUGCCUACCAAUAACCACCAAUAACAUAUAAAAGUAAAAAUAAUUCCUUGCAUUACAAAAGGGCCAUCAAUGGUUGCUGCUAAGGCACUUAAUAUACUUGAACUACACAAAAUUGAGAUUGUGCUGUAUUUUGAAAACAUACAACAAAAGGUUUCAACUUGGCAGCCUGAAAUCAAAGUACUGCUCUAUAGGCAUGCAUGGUCCUUACAAGUACUUUAUGAACUGUUGCUCUAAAUCCAACAGGCUACAGCCUGACCAUGUCCGUACCGUGAAGGGCAUUCUCCUCCCCUCUGUAUGACUUUAACCUUGGAACUUGGCGAGAGGGGAAAGAGUGUCGGACAGUUUAGUAAGCAUGACCCCGUUGGUGGGGGUCUCUCUCAAAUAGCAGACGCUCUUAAAAGGUAUUAAUUUAGCAUUUCACUUCCCAUGCUUGAAGACCAAGAUGGAGGGGAUUUAUUUUUUAAUAUUUAAUCACAAAAUUGACAUAGAUACACUUUAUUGUGAAUAUUUGAAGGCACUUGUAUUACCAUACUUACAUCCAUCUGACUUGUUAGUAAAACAAACCAUGAAAAGUAUUUACUGACACCACGACUGAAGUUGGUGUUAUUUCAAACUUCAAGUCAAAGGGUUCUUGGUUUGGAUGUGAACAUGAACUUCUUGCAACAACCGAAUAGGUCUGCUCUUCCACCAUCCUAUUAAGUAUCGUUAUCAUGCUAGGGCAAUUUUGCAUUCAUUUACACUAUGCAUAGUGGAGUGUUGGGUAUUCACUGUGAAUGUCCACUGGAAUACAGAGCUCAACAUCUCUUGACCAAAGGUAACAAUGGAUUGGUGAUCCCUGUAAACUCAAGCUCCAUCUUAAAAAGGCAUCACAUGUUCAGUCUUAAAAUCAGUUUGGGGUGAUGUCAUUCCUCUGGUUUCAAGAACUUUGUUAAAAUAUUUUGAGACUGUUAACAGAGACUACUAGAGUCUAAAGUCUACAAUUAGUUCAAGGUAUUGGCAUGUCAGGCUUUUCCACAAAUGUAUUUGUAUAGUUCAAUGGAGUGUACAUAGUCGACCUAUGAGUGUUUUUAUGGUGGUGACAGGUGUUGCUGGUUCAACCUGUUCGACGCUGUAGCAGCAAUACAGAAAACUCGAGUGACAAAGUCAGGAAUAGCUGAGCCUUUUGAAAAUCAAAUGUUUUCUGACUUUUGUGGUUAAUUAUUACAUUUCCAGUGAGGUUAAUGUAGUUAGAUUCAAAAUGUCCACUGAAAACCAAAAAUGUUGGACCAAAGAAGCUAAGAAUGACCUGCUAACUGAUGUUGUAAUUGCGAAGAGUCAAUAGGAUUAUGUCACUAAAGGAUUGUGUUUCCUCAGAAGUUAAUUAGGAAUGCACUGAUAUGUUGUAACUACCAUUUUAGUGAGGAAUAAGGACCUAGACCACUUCUUAACCUCAUUCAGAAAAAUGGUGAACAGAACCUACAGGUGUGUGUGUGUGUGUGUGUGUGUGUGUGUGUGUGUGUGUGUGUGUGUGUGUGUGUGUGUGUGUGUGUGUGUGUGUGUGUGUGUGUGUGUGUGUGUGUGUGUGUGUGUGUGUGUGUGUGUGUGAGAGUGAGAGUGAGAGUGUGAGAGAAAUCAUUUGAAAGUGAAGUUGCUUUGCUUCCCAGCACACAUUUCAGUCCAGCGUCGCUCUGGUGUCUGAUCCCAUAUUAGUAUUGGUGGAUCCCUAAAAAGAAAGUUCCUGGUAAAAGUGUAAAAGUCUGUUGCUGGUUCUGAUGUGUUGUUCAUGAUUGUGUGAAAGCCUUACAGAACUAAACAAAAAGCACAAUGCCAGUGUUAAUAAUAAAUAUGUUCAGUAAUGUUUGCCAUCACCAGCCGAUAUGAAGUGUCCUUUAUGCUCGUACUGUGAUGUCUCUUGGUGAGCUCAGCUGAAAUCUUGAAGACAAUGGACCCUGAGGCCUCAGGUGGGAUCACUGCAGAUUUCUAAUGGUAGACCUUCACAAAGUCAUCCUUUCAAAAGCUGCUUUGUUUUUCUGGUAAGGUUUUGAAUGUGUUUAAUGACCCAGUACCAUGGGAACGAUAAUUUCCACUAAAAACAAGCCCUAAAUUGUAGCUGCAAAGUCUUUUACAUUUCUGCUGCUGGGAUUCCCAGCCUUGAAACACACGUUUCACAGAAUGUUAUCAUGUGACUGAUAUCUUAUUAAUCAGACUAGAACAUUUAUUUUGCUCCUGGUUGCAAAAGAUGUAAUCCCAAAUACUGAAUGGAUGUACAGCUGGGAUCAGUUGAGUCAUUUUCAUCUAAACACAGUGUCAUGUAACAUGCAACUGUAGUGUAGGGUCCGAAAAACCUAUUUUCCACCAACUGGGAACCAGCUCCAUUCCCAUUCAAGUACCAUUCAGAGCAUUUCAAUCUAAAAUAAAUUGGUUUAGAACCUGAAAAGUUGGUUCCCAGCUGGAACCAAAAAAUAACAGGUUUUCCUUGGGAACCAAGUUAGGGGUGUCAUAUUCUGCAGGUCAUUGUGUACUGUUCCACUCAAAAGUGAUGGAAAUGCAGGAUGGCACCAAGGUUCUAAGAAUCUUGAACAGAACUGGUUUAAGAACCAGAACUAAUUCGGUGGCAAAGGGGCUACAGUGAGCAAGGAGAUUUUUGUGAAGAAAAACAGCAUAUUUACACACAUUUAAGAAGUUGGAACCAGUGGAUAUUUGGCACCGAUGCUUAUAAAAAGACAACAAAGCAAUUUUUAAAAUGAUUGCCCGGACCUUUCUUGUCAAUCCAUGAAUAGUUUCAGCUUAUUUACUGUGCUUCCACAAGGCACUUGUAAGUAGGGAGACGUUUUCGUGCCGACUCUUAAACGAAUUACACAUACACACGGUGUCUGUAUUUUUUUAAUCCGGAGUGCUCAUUCAUUGUACAGUGCUGACUGAAAAGUUUGGACAGAAACUGCAACUGACAGAUAUGUGCCUCCUCAUCCCACCUGAGAGCUCACCACAGGCCUCGGUCCUGCUCCCAGCCUGCACCAAAGCAUCCCACAGCUCACAGUCUACCAUGCACACACUAACUGGAGUAACAGUGUGUACUAACACUUUGUGUAAGGAGGGAAUUGAUCUUUGAAGCAAUUUUCUCCACUAUGCAGUUGAAAAUAGUCCUAUUAUGUUACAAGUGUCUCUACACCUGCUACGAUAUAGAUGACAAUUUGAGGUUGAGUCUUGUUUGUCUUUACCAGGCACUUGUCACAACUGGUACUUAACUCAUUUAAGGGUACUGUGGGUAAUGUUUAUAAAAAUAUCUUUUUGUUAUAUUCGCUGAAUCUUUAUCCUGACAGUAGUACAUGAGACAGAUAAACCGUGAAAAAAGAACAGACUUUCCUUUGGCUCCUCCUAGUGCUCUUAAUGGUAUCUGCAAGAAUUCACCAAGCCUAAACAAAAACAACCAACCAGAGUCAAGAAAGAUAGUCGAUCUUUCCCCGGUGGUCAAAUAUGUAAACAAUUUGUUGAUGGCUUGAAGCUUUGGGAGCUUUUCACAGAUAAUCUGUCUCAUGUUUUACUUGUCAGUAUAUUGUGAAAGUUUGAGCAUAUAUGACAAAAAGUUAUUUUCAUAAAUAACCUACUGCAGCUUUGCUGUCUGUUAGCAUGUGGAGCUCAGUGGUCACUGUACUUGUGAUGAAUGUACAAACCUUUUUCCUGUAACGUGACGAAUGCCUGGUAAAGAAAAGCUUGAUUCCAAGUGUUGUGAAGUUUCAUGGAGAGGACUGACUUCAGCUCCUGCUGCAGUAAAGUGUGAUCAGUUUGCAAUGUUUACCAGCUGUACACAAGUCUAUUGUAUUUGUAUUGCAUUGUAUGUCAUUUUGUCUUUGCUGUACAAUCACAGUUCAUUUAAAAGCAAUUUUCUAAUUAAUCAUCUGUUCUUUUACAACAUUCAUCUCAUACAAUUUCUUAUAUUAUGGUAUGAAGUCAUUUAGUUUUCUUUCUGUAUACUUUUUCUGACAAACUCCCAAAAACGUCUCCAAAUGUUUGUUUCAUAAAUGGGUUAAGUUAGUACUAAUUUAAUUCUUUUGUUAAAUAAAUGAAUGCUGAGACUUUUAA